This is a messenger RNA of Misgurnus anguillicaudatus (oriental weatherfish), 744 nucleotides long. RefSeq lists its product as uncharacterized. The record is from RefSeq and is a predicted model, not a curated record. NCBI's taxonomy places the organism in Eukaryota, Metazoa, Chordata, Actinopteri, Cypriniformes, Cobitidae.
AGAUGGAGAAAGUAAGAGGUUCACUCAUUACACUUAUGUGUGUUUUGCUUUGUGAACAUCAGAGAAUCUUUGCAACUGAAGUGAAGAUCAGAGUUAAACCAGGAGACAAUGUCACUCUCUUUUGCGAUUGUGUCAUACCUCUCGGCUCUCAGAUUUAUUGGAUUAGAAACAACUCGUAUGAAAAUCAGUCAUCCCUAUCAAUAAAUGCUCCAGACUUGUUCACAGGAAACUUUCAACGUUUUAGCUUUGUGCCAAACAGCUGCAGUAACUCUUAUGAUCUACAUAUUGAGAACAUCAGUGUAUUUGAUGAGGGAAUCUAUUACUGUGCAAAAGUAAAAAUAAAAUUAGGUGAUAAUAAAAAGAGCCAUCUAGACUACUGGGAAUACCAGUAUGGAAAAUGGAGAACUCAUCUUUCUGUCUUAGAUCCAGAUCCUCCUGCUCCUGAAGUUUCUGAAUUACACUUUAAGUACUGGAUGAUGUUGAUCAGUUUGUGUUCUGUUUGUGUUCUCCUCUCCUCAAUCCUCUCCGGUGCUUGUGUUUACUGCCUCUGUCAUCCUCAAACUACAGGCUCUGAGCUCAAUGCAGAAAUACUCAAAGCAAAUGUUUUUAAGAUGGAUCAUACAAAGAAACAUCAGUGUGUGAUAUGUAAGACUGGAAAGUUCUGCGUUCACACUGAAGUGUCUUAUAGUUUACUAACAUCUGCAGAUCAUCACUAUGCCUUGAUGUGAUUCUCCCUUCUUAGUU